Molecule: messenger RNA, 8171 nt
Organism: Ochotona curzoniae (black-lipped pika)
Lineage: Eukaryota; Metazoa; Chordata; Mammalia; Lagomorpha; Ochotonidae
Gene: IQSEC1
Product: IQ motif and Sec7 domain ArfGEF 1
Exons: 13
Coding region: 1414-3858 (814 amino acids)
Biological process (GO): regulation of ARF protein signal transduction; actin cytoskeleton organization
Molecular function (GO): protein binding; guanyl-nucleotide exchange factor activity
Source: RefSeq, a predicted model, not a curated record
UCCAGGUGUUGAUUCCCCCAAGAGCAAAGCCAGCUGCCUCCCUUAAAGGACAUGACCCAGUUCCACAACAGCCUCUUGGCUGGGGUCACAGCUUAGACCCCUGACGUGGCUGUGUCCACUUUGGGGAUGUGUGUGUGUGUGUGUGUGUGUGUGUGUGUGUGUGUGUGUGUGGUUAUUUCCUUGUGAUGCACAGGGCAGCUCUGCAAAGGUAAGGCCAGAUGGAGGGUACCACAGAAAACCGCAAAGGUUCUGGGAUCACCAGUGUGGGGUGGGCUUCCCAGAGCGUAGCCGUCCCUCUGUAACCUGAAGGGGUGGACCUGAAGCCUGGGCCUAGGCACUCACUUGCUCCUGUGUACUAUGACUGCUCAGCACUUGGCAGAUGGUGGGAGAAGGUUUGGGUAUGCCAGUCCCCACCCCAGAUCCCACACUAGGCCCAAAGGAAGCAGGAAGGGGUGCCAGGCAACAGGAGCUGAGUGGCUCAUUUAACAUCAGGAGUGUCUUGAAGGUCCUCUGACACCGAGAAUUCCAGAGAGGUGCUGCUGGGAUUCCAGAGAGGACAACUGUGGCUUUUAAAUGAAGAUUGAGCCACUCUGGUUCAGUCACAUUAGGGCAGAGCAGGGCAGGGAGCCCAGGUUGCUUUACCCCCUACCCUCCACCUAGGCUUUUCCCCCAGGAAGGACUUCAAUAUCUUGCUGUCAGAUCUUAGCUCCUGGGAGUCAGGUGGGAAGGCAGGCUGUCCCACUGCCUGUACUCAGAGGCCAAGCCAGUUGAUAGGCAGGAAAUCCUUAUGCUGCAGAAGCUGGAAUGUGAGAUUCACAGCCCAGCUCUGACAACCAAGGGGGCAGGAGGCAGGCUUCUUCCCACCUCCUGGGUGGGCUGCUCUCGGUCCACUCUGCUCCAGGGCCUUCUUCCCUAGACUUCCAAUUUGGAUUUCUUUCCAAGGGAGGAGCAGGAAUCUGCUCUGUGUAGAUCCUGCUAGGUCCAUGGGGAGAUGUAGAAAAAGAAACGAUGCCAGGCAGGGGUGGACCAGUUGGCCCUGACAGUUGAAUACAAGGCGUUCCUGUUGAUCUGAAGAAGGAGCCAUUGAGCAAGGCCUGCAGCCUGGCAGGAGGUGUCGAGGGCGAGGCCCCCAGCAGUGAGACUGGCACGUCCCUGGACAGCCCCUCGGCCUAUCACCAGGGCCCUCUAGUGCCCGGCUCCAGCCUGAGCCCAGAUCACUACGAGCACACAUCUGUGGGAGCCUAUGGGCUGUACUCGGGGCCGCCGGGGCAGCAGCAGCGCACGAGGAGGCCCAAGCUGCAGCAUUCGACCUCCAUCCUGCGGAAGCAGGCCGAAGAGGAGGCCAUCAAGCGCUCACGGUCACUCUCUGAGAGCUAUGAACUCUCCUCAGACUUGCAGGAUAAGCAGGUGGAGAUGCUAGAACGCAAGUAUGGGGGGCGCCUCGUGACCCGCCAUGCGGCCCGCACCAUCCAGACGGCGUUCCGCCAGUACCAGAUGAACAAGAACUUUGAGCGGCUGCGCAGCUCCAUGUCAGAGAACCGCAUGUCGCGCCGGAUCGUGCUGUCCAACAUGAGGAUGCAGUUCUCCUUCGAGGGGCCUGAGAAAGUGCACAGUUCCUACUUCGAGGGCAAGCAGGUCUCAGUGACCAACGAUGGCACCCAGCUGGCAGCCUUGGUGCCCCCUGAGUGUGGCGACCUUGGUGAGUCAUCUGCACUCAAGUCCCCAGCCCCUUCCAGUGACUUUGCAGAUGCCAUCACAGAGCUGGAGGACGCCUUCUCCCGGCAGGUGAAGUCCCUGGCCGAGUCCAUCGAUGAUGCCCUCAACUGCCGCAGCUUACACACUGAGGAGGCGCCCGUUCCUGAUGUGGCGCGGGCCCGGGACAGUGAGCCCAAGUCGGCCCUGCACAGCAUGGACCACCACAAACUGGAUGAGAUGACAGCCUCCUACAGUGAUGUGACCUUGUACAUCGAUGAGGAGGAACUGUCACCACCUCUGCCCAUGUCACAGGUCGGGGACCGGCCGUCUAGCACUGAAUCUGAGCUGCGGCUGCGGGCUGGGGGUGUGGCCCAGGAUUACUGGGCCCUGGCCCAUAAGGACGACAAGGCGGACACAGAUACAAGCUGCCGGAGCACGCCCUCAUUGGAGCGUCAGGAGCAGCGGCUGCGGGUAGAACACCUGCCUUUGCUCACCAUUGAGCCACCCAGUGACAGCUCUGUGGACCUCAGUGACCGCUCAGAACGCGGCUCGCUCAAGAGGCAGAGCGCCUAUGAACGCAGCCUCGCUGGACAGCAAGGCAGCCCCAAGCACGGCCCCCACGGUGGUCCUCCUAAAGUCCUCCCACGAGAGGAGCCUGAUCUGCGGCCCCGGCCCCCCAGACCCCUAGACAGCCACCUAGCCAUUAAUGGUUCUGCCAACCGGCAGAGCAAGUCCGAGUCAGACUACUCAGACGGGGACAAUGACAGCAUCAACAGCACAUCCAAUUCCAAUGACACCAUCAACUGCAGCUCCGAGUCCUCCUCUAGGGACAGCCUGCGGGAGCAGACCCUCAGCAAGCAGACAUACCACAAGGAGACCCGCAACAGCUGGGACUCGCCUGCCUUCAGUAACGAUGUCAUCCGCAAGAGGCACUACCGCAUCGGCCUGAACCUCUUUAACAAGAAGCCCGAGAAGGGAGUCCAGUACCUCAUCGAGCGUGGCUUCGUACCUGACACGCCAGUGGGAGUGGCCCAUUUCCUGCUGCAGCGCAAGGGCCUCAGCCGGCAGAUGAUCGGCGAGUUCCUGGGCAACCGGCAGAAGCAGUUCAACCGCGAUGUGCUUGACUGUGUGGUGGACGAAAUGGACUUCUCUGCCAUGGAGCUGGAUGAGGCCCUCCGCAAGUUCCAGGCGCACAUCCGUGUCCAGGGGGAGGCUCAGAAAGUGGAGCGGCUCAUUGAGGCCUUCAGCCAGCGGUACUGCAUUUGCAACCCUGGUGUGGUGAGGCAGUUCCGGAACCCAGACACCAUUUUCAUCUUGGCCUUCGCCAUCAUCCUGCUCAACACAGACAUGUACAGCCCCAACGUCAAGCCUGAGCGGAAGAUGAAGCUGGAGGACUUCGUCAAGAACCUCCGAGGCGUGGACGAUGGUGAGGACAUUCCCCGGGAGAUGCUGAUUGGGAUCUACGAACGGAUCCGCAAGCGGGAACUGAAGACCAAUGAGGACCAUGUGUCCCAGGUGCAGAAGGUGGAGAAGCUCAUUGUGGGGAAGAAGCCGAUUGGAUCCCUGCAUCAUGGGCUAGGUUGUGUGCUUUCUCUGCCCCACCGUCGACUGGUCUGCUACUGCCGGCUCUUCGAGGUCCCGGAUCCAAAUAAGCCGCAGAAACUUGGGCUGCACCAACGAGAGAUCUUCCUGUUUAAUGACCUCUUGGUGGUCACCAAGAUCUUCCAGAAGAAGAAGAACUCGGUGACAUACAGCUUCCGGCAGUCCUUCUCCCUGUAUGGCAUGCAGGUCCUGCUCUUCGAAAACCAGUACUACCCCAAUGGCAUCCGGCUCACAUCGGCUGUCCCUGGAGCUGACAUCAAAGUGUUGAUAAACUUCAACGCUCCCAAUCCUCAAGACAGGAAGAAAUUCACCGAUGACCUUCGGGAGUCCAUUGCAGAAGUGCAGGAGAUGGAGAAGCACAGGAUAGAGUCGGAGCUUGAGAAGCAGAAGGGCGUCGUACGGCCCAGCAUGUCCCAGUGCUCCAGCCUCAAAAAGGAGUCCGGCAACGGGACACUGAGCCGGGCCUGCUUGGACGACAGCUACGCAAGCGGGGAAGGCCUCAAACGCAGUGCUCUCAGCAGCUCUCUAAGGGACCUCUCCGAAGCGGGGCUCCAUCAUUAGCAGUCCUCACAUGCGCCGGAGAGCUACAUCAACACGAGAGUGUCCAUCUCGCCCACACCAGCCUAUGCCUCAUUCAUCCUCCCUCCUGGGCUCCUUAUUUGGGAGUAAGAGAGGGAAGCCCCCUCCCCAGGCCCACCCACCUUCAGCCCCACCCCCGCCACCCCCCCACCCGCCAAUCCUGCCCCACCCUCCGCACUCCUCUGCUGGCCAUCACCCAGGGCCCACAGAGGGCCCGCCUCAGGCCCAGGUGCAUGGGCAUCAUACCCAAUACUGCCACAUGCAGCAGAAUCCACCUCCCUACCACCACCACCACCACUACCACCCUCCCCAGCACAUCCAACACACCCACCAGUACCAUCAUGGCCCCCAUGGCGGAUAUCCACCCUAUGGGGCUCAUGCUCAUGGCCACCCACCGCUGCCCUCAGCCCAUGUGGGGCACACUGGCCACCACCACGGGCAGCCCCCUGCCCCACCACCCCCCACCAGCAGCAAGGCCAAACCCAGCGGCAUCAGCACAAUUGUGUAGAUAGCCUGGGCAGGGGACCCAGACUCCCCCAAAUAGCCGCACACUGUACAGGGGCAUGUCUGGAGGCUGCAAGCCUCAAACACAGGGCGCUUUUGUUUCCAUCUCUUCCCUCUGCCCCUGCCAGCUAGAAUGGGACCCUGGGGUCCCCCGGGGCUCUUGUUUCAUGGAAUAGAAGUCCUGACUUAAUUUAGCAUUGGCACCCUGGGGUCCGUUCACCUCAGUGUGAGGGUACACCUCAGACACAGCCAUCAGCCUUGAAACAGUGCCACCAGCCAAAUAGGUGUUGACCUGGCUCCCAGCCCACCCAGCUCAGCUCUCUGCCCUGCCCUCCCCCCAAUUGUACACAUAUAUGAAAACCCAACCUAGGAAAAGAAGAAAUGAGAGAAAAAAAAAAAGAGACAAAAAACAAAAUCCCCAAAACUUGCUGCAUUGAUGCUCUUUUAUUGACAAUGGGCAAAAAAUUAAGUAGACCUGAUAUGGUUGAUGAGACUACGUAAGUAAACUUUAUAUAAUAUAAAUAUAUAAAUACAUAUAAAUAUAUAUAAAUAUAUAAAUAUAUAUAUAUAUACACACUGUAUAGGUAGUGUUUGUGUGUGAAAGGCAAGCGUUUCAGUCCACAAAGUUAGCAAUAGAGACCUCACCAGGAACUCCACUUACCUGAUAGAAAGACAGUACCUUAGGUGAAUGUGUGAGAGUAGACCAAAAACUUAAAUGCUAGGAACAAAUUCAGAUACUUCCAUAUUUUCAUACAGAGAAGAGAAGUCCCUCUAGGACUGGCUGAAAUCUUUACACGAUCAUUAUUACUAACUGUGCCAAGUAACAUAGCAUCUAACUGUUUAAAAAGUCUGAUAUUGCUUUGUAUAAAUCCUUAUUUUAUUAACAGAAUACUAUCAUAAGUAGUCAGUAUUAUAACUGCUCUGUUAUUUCAGGUAAGCAAGUAGAUAAAAUACAGUAAACUCUACAGUAGCAACUCAGGACAACUAGUUAAGAGCCGGUUGUCUUAGGAUAUUGGUUCCGCAGACUCUUAGACACUUUAAUGGCUGCAAUAACUGUGAAUUUCCAUGAUCCAUAUUUCCUUUAUAUACAUAUGAUUUAAUGCACACUCAUUCAGAGUCCUCUGAGAGGGGCACCCAUACACAGCAGAAGGAUUCAUCUCCCACAUGAAAGUGACCAACCCUCAUCCUCGUCCCCUCCAGCACCAUAACUUACUCAUGCCACCUCCAAGCACAGCAGGCACAAGCCCCGGAGAGUGCUUCCACCAGGAACCACUCUGGAACCUGAAGGCUGAUGCUAGUGUGUAGCAGCCCAGGGUGGUGUGUGUGUUCCCCGUGUUGUUUUCUGAGUGGUAGCCGUGAUCAUUGUAAUUCCAUGUAGCCAUGUGCUAGCAGAACCCUCGUUGUCAUCACCGUGGCCACCCACGUGACCCCGGCCGCCAAGAGCCCGGCCCUUGCCAGGCGAAGCCCCCGCUGCCUGCUCAUGGUCCGGUGAGCUGCCAGGGCAUCACAUGACUCUCAGCUGUGCUCUUGUCGCUUCUGUGUUGUGGUGACACCGUGCGCUCCCCCGGGGCCAGAUGCUGCACAUGUCCGGGUCUGUGCCUGAGUCACCCAUGGGCCGUGCUUUAUAGUUUCAGCCUUUUGAGCCUCUGCAGCCACCAGUGCUGUGCUCCUAAGCGUGGGACCUGAGGACUGCCCCACGGCCCCUGCACGGGCAGAGAGCCCUUUCAGAAAGGGUGAAGCUACCGCCUGAUCCCGUGGGGUCCCAGGGCUCCGAGUUCAGUGGACAGCAAGAAGGGAGAAAGGAGAGCCUGUCCUGGUUGUGUCACCUUGGCUGGCCCACUGGGGUCUUCAGUGAGCCCCCUCAUCGCAUCCCAACAACCCCCCACCAUCACAUCCUUGCCAUCACUGGACCAGCAAAAUCUGCAACCUGAGCACUUCAUCCAUCUCUACAGAAAGCGAGUGUGGCGACUUGGAGUUCUGCCUCUUCAACAACAAGUGUGACUUAAACUUGCCCUCUUUGUCCUCCCGUCUGUGUGAUGUUUCUUUUCUUGGCAUCUGUUCAGAAACAGGAAGGACAAGCACUGCUGUGUGAGUCGAUCCAGGCGGGCUGGGUUCAUUGACUCCAUUCUCUGGUUCAGUUCUUAAAGGUCAGACUCCCCCGGCACUGUGUGUCUUGCGGUGUAAAGGGCGUUCUGGCAAGCAAGAGUUGAAUCAUGCUGCAUGCCAUCUGCACUGGUCACAUGAAGUGGCCCUCUGCGUAUUGUUGAUUUACAAAAGAUAACAGCAUCACUGCAGGCAGACUGCUGAAGGAGAGCAAUGCCCUACUUGAACAUGUCUGCUUUUCCUCGCCCUCUUCUGUGACAAGGGUCAAGUUUAACUGCAAACUCACGGUUGUUCCAGAAAAGACGGGCUGCUGGGUAACAUCCAUAAGGGCGUCACCAGGGAAAGCAAAACAAUACCAAGUACAACCUGUAAGUCCUCAGGAGGGACUCUCCAAGGGUGCCAUUCAGGACUCCCAGCCCUGACCCUGUCCUGCGUGCGUCGUUAGCCUGUGCUGGAGGCAUCAGGGUCCACCGAGUGACAGGGCUCUCUCCACACAUGGAGCUCUUGCCAGGUUUCUAACUUGAUGUGCUGGAGUCCAGUGCUUGACACUUCCUGGUUCCUGGGGGUUGCUUUACAGACUGAAUCAGGGCAAGUGUUUCCCGGGGUGGGGGAGCAUUGUCGAUUGCACGAGUCAGGAAUCACACUGCCCAGAUCUUGCUUGGGAAGCACAAGCUUCUAACAGGCUCGUGACCCCAUGCUGUGUUCAUGGGGCUGUGUCUGUAGAUGCCCACCUGUCACUGAGCCAUAGCUUCAGGGCCCGGGAGGGGAGGCAGAAGGAGGUGGGGUAUCCCAGGUGUCUUGUGUCAGCCUUCCUCACUGUCAGGACACCUGGGGAUCUCCCUCAGGUCACACAAGCUACCCCAGUUACCUGGAGAGCUGCUGACAGGAAUGGAGGCCCUUUGGGGAGGCAGCUGGUAAUAUCACACAAAUCUUCCUAGGACAACAAGGAAAUCAUGUAUUUGUAUUUUUUUAAGUGUAUGAAUGAAUUGUACUUUAAUGUCAAAUAAAGUUCAUCCUAAUAUGAUAUGCACACCGUGCUUGAAAAUGUCUUCAGUCAUCCAGUGGGGAGUGAUGUUUCCAUCAUACAUUGCAUGCAGCAGAGGCCUCUUACUUUUUCUUGAAAAUAAGCUGAAAAGAUGCCCCCUGAGUGUCACCUCGGCCUUCCGCAGGGGGCUAUGUCCACAUAGCUACGCAUGCAUCUUAAUGAUUUCCUAGUGAAAUGUCAUCGCCCUGCCUGCCUGGAAAAUGAGCGAUUCUGUGAGUAUGAUCAAUAACAGCAACAAGAAUCAAGGCAACAUGACAAAACUAAUCUGAGUGAGGUGGGAUGGUGACUUGGGGCAGGUGUAUGGGGUUGGGGGGAGGUGGGUUUUCUCUACCUGGACAUAGCAAGCACAGUUCUGUAACUUCUACCCGCUGUCCCACUGACCUUGUGCCAGUGUGUGUCUCCUUUUGGGAACUGCCAAUCACCUCCCAGGUGCUUUAGACAAUUAGAAUCGGAUAUGGAACAUGAUUGUCCAAAGACUCGGAGCCCUCACUCACCAGAAGCCCACAGCCACUGUGUAAGUGUGGGGAGGCAAGGAGGGCUUUUGUUUUUCUCUGCGUUCUGUUUGUGAGUAAUGAGACUCUACUGUUGUAAAACCAUGACUGUGAUCAUGUGGAGCAAUCAAAUAAACCCUUUGAAACUCUCA